Molecule: messenger RNA, 1086 nt
Organism: Tachysurus vachellii
Lineage: Eukaryota; Metazoa; Chordata; Actinopteri; Siluriformes; Bagridae
Exons: 11
Coding region: 28-999 (323 amino acids)
Biological process (GO): protein deglycosylation
Molecular function (GO): N4-(beta-N-acetylglucosaminyl)-L-asparaginase activity
Source: RefSeq, a predicted model, not a curated record
CCCCACAUAUCCAGUAAAAUGUAAACAAUGGCCAAGUUUUUAACUCGUGCAACAUCGAAGGUGUUGAGAGGUAAUUCAUUCAACACUGAAUAUUACAAGCUAUACCUUGGUGUCAGUGCUCUGAAUAAGUCAUACAGCAUGGCUGCUGUAGGCACUUGGUCCUUCUCUCUCCCUGCUGUAGAAAGAAUGCGGUGCAUGAUUCUAGCUGGACAAAGUUCCACUGAUGUUGUAGAGAACGCAAUUGCAGAUGUCGAGAAUGAUGUGCAGACCGGUCGUUAUAUAGUUGGAAGAGGAGGCUUCCCCAAUAGCAAGGGAAUAGUUGAAUGUGAUGCAGCAAUAAUGGAAGGCAUGCCUGGGAGAUUUGGGGCAGUAGCUGCAUUGUGUGGUGUAGGAGAGCCAUGUCGGGUUGCACGCAAAGUAAUGGAGAGAAGUCCUCACAGCUUUUUAGUUGGUGAAGGAGCUGAAGCUUUUGCACGGGAACAGGGUUUUACCAUUGAGCCCAAUAAAGACAUGCUCUCCACCCAUACAGCCACUGCAUAUCAGGAAUUUCUUGAAAAGGGGAAACAAGUAAGAGGUCAUGAUACUAUUAGUCUCAUCGCUUUGGAUCUCACAGGAAACAUAACUGUUGGUGUAUCUACAUCAGGAAAACCUUUUAAGGCUCCAGGGAGAGUAGGGGACUCUCCACUUCCUGGCUGUGGCCUAUAUGCCGACCACACAGUGGGUGCUGCAGCAGCAACAGGUGAUGGAGACAAAAUCAUGUGCUACUGUCCUAGCUUUCAAAUUGUACAGUUGAUGAGACAGGGUUUGUCUCCUAAAGAAGCCUGUUGUUCUGUCCUGACUGAUAUAAAGAAAAGAACUGCAGAAGAAAAAUGCUUUGAGAUUGGGCUUAUUGCCUUAAACCUGAAGGGAGAGGUUGGUGCAGCCUCCUCAGUGGAAUUCCCAUAUACUUUCUGGAACCAGGGAAUGGAUUCAGUGGAAAAACAUGUCCUUUCUUAUUAAAUUAUACAAUGUUAAGAGAGAAAAAUCUUGUAUUGCAUUAUGAUUUGUACAGCAUGUACCUUAUGAAUUACAUCACAAUAAUCUGUA